Drosophila obscura is the source of this 864-nucleotide messenger RNA. RefSeq names its product melanoma-associated antigen D2 (gene MAGE). The record is from RefSeq and is a predicted model, not a curated record. The coding region runs from base 81 to 803 and encodes 240 amino acids. NCBI's taxonomy places the organism in Eukaryota, Metazoa, Arthropoda, Insecta, Diptera, Drosophilidae. Gene Ontology annotation, cellular component: nucleus. The transcript has a single exon.
UAUUUUUUAUCGUUAUCGAAACGGUCACGCUGCAUCCCGCGCAAUUAUAAUUUUGUUUAUUGUUUAUUUGCAUAUAAAAGAUGGCCAGCACCUCUCGUGCUAGCCGGGCUAGCACCUCUCGUGGGGCCAAUAACACCCAGUUGUCUCAGUCGCAGUCUUCGCAGCCGGCACAAGUCACGCAAAUUGAUGACAAAGUGCGUCUUAUUAUGAAAUACAUUCUGGACCAUUCAGCGGCAAAGAUACCCAUGAAGGAGAAGGAUUUGGUGCCGCUGGUUGGCACAAGGAGCGAGCUUCAAUGCCGCCUGCCGCUCGUGGCCAAACUGCUGGCGAAGCGCUAUGGCAUUCGACUGCAUCAAUUGCAGGACGCCACCAAGAUGUACAUUUGCAUGGCCGAGGCUCCCAUGGCCUCCAUUCACGAAAUGACGCCCGAGCAGCGUCCCCAGCUCACGCUGCUGUACAUCGUACUGAUGUAUAUAUUCCUGCGCCAGAUGCGAGUCGAGGAUACAAAGCUUUAUGCCAUGUUGGCGCUACUGGGCAUCCGUGUGGACGAGGAGCACGCCUACUUUGGCAGCAAUUUGCGGAAACUCAUCGAGGACACGUUCGUCAAGCAGCAUUAUGUGAAGCGCGAGCGCUCACAGCCAGAUAGUGCAUUCGAAGAGGCCAAGACCUACAUACUUUGGGGGCUGCGCGCCAAACAGGAGUUUACGUACGAGCAAGUUGUUGGUUUCGCUUCUAAGAUACUCAAGCAGCACCCAACAGACUUCUCCGAACUGCUGGAGAUAGCCAAAGAACUCGACGAAUAAAAGUUAUAUCGAAUUUACACUUAAAACAUUUAUAAAUAAACAGAAAUCUGUGUUCUAAUAC